GUUGGCUUGAGUUCUUCGACAACGUUCUUGCGAUUCCUUGUAUCGAAUUCAAAUCUUAUGACGAUUCAGUAUGAUUUGUGACAUCCGUUGUUCACGGAAGUACCUUACUACUUUCGACUCAUCGGCCUCCCAGUUACUGCCAUGUCGUCGCAAACUCAUCUUGCAUUCGUGAGUACAGCUGUUGGGAUAACAUCUGUUAUUCAGGUCCCGACACCAUCUCCUGGACCUGGUGAGGUGACGGUAAAAGUGGCAUUCAGCGCAGUCAUACCCCUUGACACAUACGUUGCGGAUUAUGGUCGAAUCAUCAAUGGCGAAUACCCACUCAUAUUAGGCCUCAAUCUUAGCGGAGUUGUGGAAGCCGUUGGCCCUGGUGUGGGCGGCCUGCAAACGGGAGACAAGAUUUGUGGAUUUACAACGAGUGGAUCGAAGGGGAAGGGUUUACAAGAACGUGCAAUUAUACACAGUUCCGCGUGCGCCAAGCUCCCCGAUGAUUACUCCCUCGAAGCAGCUGCAACAAUUCCCGACAACUUUGUAACUGCAUUUUACACGCUGUUCGAUCGUUUGGAACUUACUCCACCGACAUUCCCCGUCUCUGUACCACCUCAUCAUGCAGAGACUCCCAUCCUCGUUUAUGGUGCGGGAGCUACGUCUGGUCAAUACGCUGUUCAGCUGUUAGCCCUUGCUGGGUACAAGCGGGUCAUUGCAACAGCAUCCCCUCGCCACCAUUCUUACCUCAAGUCUCUUGGCGCCGCCCAUGUCAUAGACUACAGCGCUGACGACAUGCUCGAGAAGAUCCUACUUGCCGCAGGCACAAAGCUUCAAUUUGUCUUGGACUGCAUCAGCGCUGAGAGCACACUCAAAAGCAUAUCCAAUGUCGUUGGCUCUGACGGUGUAGUCGCCAUGCUAUUGCCAGUGACGGACGGCACUAGGCAUGUUGCAGGGAAAGAUGCGCAAAUGUGGAUGGAAUUACCGAUGGACAGAAACCCCUUCCCAGAUUCGGUGAAAGUUGUAGGCGUGAAGGCGAUACUGUACCAGCAGAAUGAGUACCUUCGUGACAACCUGAUGCCAAAGAUUCUCCUUCGACUGUUGGAGGAAGGCAUCAUUAAACCCAAUCGAGUUCGCUUAUUUGAUCAAGGAUCAUUACAAGAUCGGUGCCAGGAUGCUUUUAAUGUAGUACGAAAUGGACAGGUCAACGGAGAGAAAGUGAUCGUGAAAGUAGCAUCCGAGUAGCUCAUUGACUGGUAUUGGAGCGGAUAAGGAACAUAGUCAUUUGGAUACUGCCUGUAUAUGAGAUACUUGUAAGACCCAGAGAUGUAGUACUAAGUAAUCGUAAUCUUAUCUUAUUGUUCUCAUGGUAUCGUAGC
Messenger RNA from Suillus fuscotomentosus, 1364 nucleotides. Its product is annotated as chaperonin 10-like protein. The transcript has 5 exons. Gene Ontology annotation, molecular function: oxidoreductase activity, acting on NAD(P)H. Lineage: Eukaryota; Fungi; Basidiomycota; Agaricomycetes; Boletales; Suillaceae. The record is from RefSeq and is a predicted model, not a curated record. Bases 142 to 1230 code for a protein of 362 amino acids.